This is a messenger RNA of Hibiscus syriacus, 1212 nucleotides long. RefSeq lists its product as uncharacterized. The coding region runs from base 110 to 1045 and encodes 311 amino acids. Gene Ontology annotation, molecular function: transcription coactivator activity. Gene Ontology annotation, cellular component: nucleus. The record is from RefSeq and is a predicted model, not a curated record. Lineage: Eukaryota; Viridiplantae; Streptophyta; Magnoliopsida; Malvales; Malvaceae. The transcript has 8 exons. Gene Ontology annotation, biological process: positive regulation of DNA-templated transcription.
UAAUUGCACGUGCAAUCCCUAAUUUCCUCCUCCAUCCUAUUGCCGAAACCCAUAUUUUACCAGCGUUUCUCACCAACCAAACGGUACUAAAGAGGAAAAUAAAAAUAAAAUGAGAAAAGGAGGGCCGAGAAAGGAGGGGAACUACACGAAUCCAUGUUUAACGAUGCAUCAGCCAUGGGCUUCUUUGUUAGUUUAUGGGAUCAAACGUAUUGAAGGAAGAUCUUGGCCUGCUCCAAUUAAAGGCCGCCUUUGGAUACAUGCUGCCAGUAAAGUCCCAGAUGAAUCUACAAUCAAAGCAAUGGAGGAUUUCUAUAGGGAAAUUCAUGCAGUGAAUGGAAUUACCGAUAUUAAAUUUCCAGAACACUACCCUGUUUCUAGACUGCUAGGGUGUGUCGAAGUGGUUGGCUGUUUGACAUGUGAAGAACUAGUUCAAUGGGAGGCCCUACCUGAAGGGGUUAGGCUAGAAGGACAAACCGAUUUUUGCUGGCUUUGUGAACAACCAAAGAAAUUGUUGGUCCCAUUCGAGAUGCGGGGCUUCCAACGUGUUUAUAAUCUGGAAAAAAAGAUAUAUGAGGCUGCUGUUAGAGGCCUUGUCCCAGUUGAUAGUCCCGCACCAGUAAAAUUUCAGUUGCCAAAUCCGAGAGAUCCUUUCUCCUUGAAGCCAGGAUCAAUUGCUGCAUCCGUUCUGAAUUCAAAAGCAUCUUCCAUCAAGAAAUCAUCUAGUCUCAGUGCAGCAAUAGCUGGUGCACGUGCAGCCGCUAUACAGUUUUCAAAGGACCAAAAUAUUCGUACAAAUACCAUACCAAAUAAUACACAUGAUUCGACAUCAACUGAAACACAGACAAUAUUUAUAGACGACUAUAGAAUACCCAAUGGUAACUUGAAGGAAGGAUCCAUAGAAGCAAAUGCAGCCUCAAAGCAAAGUGACGAUGUUGAGGAAGAGGGAAGCAGUAGUCGCAGUCAACCUACUGCGCGUCUGAAACAGGACACCGGUGCCCCAUCUAAGAUUUUUGCUGCGGCGUUAAGGGGGCUGAAGCCAUCAUGAAUCUCCAAGUUCUCAAAUAGUUUUUAGGGCAAGGAGCUUGUAUAAUACAUUUUCUUCAUUAAUUUUUUUCCAUUUGUAUGUACAAUGAAAUUCUCCUUGGAUGUUUCUGGUUCAAAGGGCUUGAUUUUAUGUGCUUAACUUCCAUGGAUGGAUGUAACUUCCAAAAA